UCAGCCCGUCAGAGGCCGCUGAGGAGGGAGGGAGGUUCGCCGCCUCAGUUUGGCCUGGCGGAGACUUUCCCUCGAGCCGUUCUCCUUCGCGGCGGCGGCGGCGGCGAUGAGCGAGCGGCUGCUCCUGGCGCCUGCGAAGCGGAGAAGAGGGCGAAGCAGCUGUCGGACCUCCUUGGCCUGCCUGCGGCGGCCCCUCCUCCUCCUCCUCCAGGUGUUGUUAUUCCCCUCGCCGCCUUAAAGACGCCGGGCGAUGUGGAGCUCCGGGGCCGCCGCCUUGCAGCUGCUCUCGCGGGCGACCAAGCAAGCCUUUGCCCAGGGAGCCCGGCAAGACCUGAGCCGGUGGCUGCCUCGGCUGGGUGGCGGCGCCGGAGGGGCGGGAGCCGCCGGCACCUCCUCCUCCUCCUCCUCGGAAGGGCUUCUCUUCGGGGAGCAGAAUGGGCUCCACCAUUACCCGCCGCCUCCUUCCCACCAGGAGCCGUCGGUGGAGAUUCUGCUGUGCCAGCUGCCCGAGGCCGGGCCCGGCUUGGGCGAGGGCAGGACCGGGUGGCGCUGCUCGGGCUGCUUGCUGGGCACCUGCUGGUGCAAGAGUUGCCUCAGCGUCUGCUUGUUGGCGGCGCUCUGCUUCGCCUCGCUCGCCUUGGUGCGCCAGUACCUGCGGGACUUGAUGCUCUGGGCCGAGAGCUUGGACAGUUUGGCGGGCGUGCUCCUCUUCACGGUGGGCUUCAUCGUGGUGUCUUUCCCUUGCGGCUGGGGCUACAUUCUCCUCAACGUGGCCGCCGGCUACCUCUACGGUUUCGUGCUGGGCAUGGGCCUCAUGGUGCUGGGAGUCCUCAUCGGCACCUUCAUCUCCCACGUCGUCUGCAAGAAGCUGCUGGCCCGAUGGGUGCUGGCCAGGAUUCAGGGCAGCGAGAAGCUCAGCGCUGUCAUUCGCGUGGUGGAGGGAAGAAGCGGCCUCAAGGUGGUGGCCCUGGCCAGGCUCACCCCUAUACCUUUCGGGCUCCAAAACGCAGUCUUCUCUAUCACAGAUCUUUCACUACCAAACUACCUGAUGGCUUCUUCCAUUGGAUUGCUUCCAACUCAGCUCUUAAAUUCCUACUUGGGGACAACGUUGCGAACUAUGGAGGAUGUUAUUGCAGAACAAAGUGUUAGUGGCUAUUUCAUUUUUAGUUUACAGAUUAUAAUAAGUAUAGGCCUCAUGUUCUAUGUUGUCCACCGGGCUCAAGUGGAAUUGAAUGCAGCUAUAGUUGCAUGUGAAAUGGAAAUGAAGACAUCGCUUGUUCAGAGCAGUCAACCGAACAACAGCAACUCAGCAUUUUGCAACAAGAGGACGCUUGCAUUUUCAGGAGGAGGAAUCAACAUUGUAUGAUCUCCUUUUCCUUUCAGAAGUAUUAUAUUAAAAUUCUGUGAACCUAAAAGUCUAGCUAUUGACAGACAUUUUUCUGGACAUUUCAGCAAGACUUCAGUCCCAAACAGCUGGAUGACAUACUAUAGUACAAAUCACCCUGGUCGUUUUAAGUUGCGAAAUGGGUGACUUUUGUAAAGAUCAGUCAAUGGCUAAAUAAUUUUAAAUGUAGAUGAAAGUCUGGCUGCACCUUUCAACAUUAUUAUUAUAAUUGUCAUGGCCUGUAGUCUGCACUUUAGGUUUUGUUUUGUGUUUGCCUCUACAGACAGAUAAAAAUAUUCUAAAAGCAAAUAUUUUUUUCUGCGUAGCAUUAUUUAUAAGGCUAACUAAUAAUAUACAGUAGAUCUUUAAUACUGAGGAACAAGUGUAAUGUAUGCAAAUUCAUGUGCAAGUACUCUUGAAUGUGCUUAGCUUUCAAAAUUUCCAGAAAGAUGUAUUCUCCCUUCAAAAUUAGGGAGGCAUCCAGUACAGAGAAAGUCCCACUUGUAAGGCAGGGGAGGAAAAACAAGCACUUCCUGAGGAGGAGGGAUAUCUCUCUGUAUUUAAUCAUCUUCCUGUCUGUGACAGGUUAGAGGGUUUCCCUGUGGCACGGGGGCGGAGGGUGGGGUGGGAAAUUGCUAAAAAUGAAAGGGGAGUUUUUGCUACUUUGGGAAUCAUUUGACUUGCUUACUGUUUUUUUUAAUUUAGGGUGGGGUGAGGAGGGGAAACACCAUAUGUAUAUCUUUGGUUGAAUGUAUUUUUGUAAGCCACUGAAAUGUGGAGCAAUUCUUAAUUUUUCACAUGUAUUUAAAUCCUACUUUGUUGGGACUAAAGUGCUCUUAUAUAACAUUUUAAGUUACACUGUGUAAUAUGCAAAGUAAAAGGGAAACUGCAGAGUACUUAAAUAGAUUGUGGCAAACAGUGGUCUGGUGGAGACCUUACAGGUGAAGUGCAAGUUUUUGACUUGACUUUAUCAUCUUUGUGAGUAACAAAAGGGCUCUUCCAUUAUAAUUCUAUAAUUCAGAAAACCUUUUGAGGGGUCUAGACCCACUUCUCUUUGUAAGAAUUAUAAAAUAGGAGGAGUAAACCCUCUCUGAAAAUAUGAUGGUACUAAUAAAUCAUGUGGCCUUUAUUUUAUAGGGAAGACCUUUUGGUUUUUCUUUUGAUAAAAGCUUUAAAAUCAACACAGUUCCUCCCUAAUACACAUUUCUCUGAUCAUGAACAGAUGCUCUUGAUGUAUGUGUUUUGCGUAGUACUCCUGAGACUUGUACCAAUGGAGUGUUGUGAAGACCGUAUCUGUCCCUUUUUCUUUGCACAUAUGUUGAAGAUUUGCAAAAAAGACAGGUUUUCCAUCUUUAAAAAAAUGACAAGAAAAGGGCAGAAAUGUCUGAGGCUCAGGAAUCAGUAUGCAUUUUUAAACAUAUUAUUUUAUGAUGGACUCUCUGCAGUUGCUUCUUUGUGGGUUCGAAUGGACUGGAAUAAAAGUGUAACUGUGCUUUGUGUGUGUCAGUACCAUACUUCUGUACAGAUAUGUGUUUGUAUUCCUGAGUUAGAAAAUAUAUUCUCCAAAAAUACUUUAUAGUAAUUGGAACCAGCACAAAACUACUUUGCAUUCAACCUUUUUUUUGUCUGCAGUCUUAAUUAGUUUCUGCUAAAAAAUAAAGUACACUUCUGACUCUUAUUACUCUGUGUUACUUAUUCCUCCCAUCAUAC
This is a messenger RNA of Pogona vitticeps (central bearded dragon), 3094 nucleotides long. RefSeq names its product transmembrane protein 64 (gene TMEM64). Gene Ontology annotation, biological process: positive regulation of bone resorption; regulation of cytosolic calcium ion concentration; positive regulation of osteoclast differentiation. Gene Ontology annotation, cellular component: endoplasmic reticulum. The record is from RefSeq and is a predicted model, not a curated record. Lineage: Eukaryota; Metazoa; Chordata; Lepidosauria; Squamata; Agamidae.